AUGACAUCCUCAGGUGCUUCUCUCGCAAAUACCGAAGACGGAAGACAAGAUAUCUCUUCGGCCCCUCCACAUUGCACUAUGUCCCUGAUUCAAGCAUGGGAGCGAAGAGAGGAUAUUCAGUCCACUCAGCCUCAUGUGGAUGUCACAGAUGCGUGGUCCUCAGAUGGAGGAAGUGUAAGCUCUUCAAGUUGCAGUUCCGAUCAACCUGGAUCUGGCCAAGAAGAUGUUCAUGAGACCGAUCCCAGAGCCAACGAUCAAUCUGGCAGUAAUGCAUUCUUUGAAGAGAAAAUUCAAACUAACGCAUCAUGUCUUAAGUAA
Molecule: messenger RNA, 318 nt
Organism: Echinostoma caproni
Lineage: Eukaryota; Metazoa; Platyhelminthes; Trematoda; Plagiorchiida; Echinostomatidae
Source: the annotation of a GenBank genome assembly